AUGGUUUCUUCUAGCAGCACCACAAGUAAUUUCCAGCUACCUUUUCUAUGUGAUGACAACCAGACAAAUGCUAUUAUUGAUGAUUUUCAUCAAAACCCUAAUUCAAUAUUAUCACAUGGUGGCCAUCAUCAAUACUAUUCACAGUACUACUACUCUGAAGACCAGCAGCAGCAGGCACCUGAGUUUCUUGAGCAUGAUGGAAUGCUCUUGAGCUACUUGCUAUCUCAACAGCAGCUCUUGCUUGGCAGCUUCAGUACUACUACUAAUGUAGCGACUGAUUACAACCCCACUCGAGCUCACGAGAGCACUGAAAUUAGCAUCGCGGCUUCAAAUUCAAACAAAGCAAUGGAGGUUAUCCAUCGUGACUAUGAAGAUGGUCGCAAUGAGCUCACCAUUAACACGGCUGCAGCUUCAAAGAUUAAGAUAAAUAAUGUGAAGAUUAAUGGAGGAGGAGGAGGAGGAGAGAAAAAGGCAAAUGUUGCUCGAAAGAGAGCGAGUGGGAAAAAAGACAGACACAGCAAGAUCUACACAGCUCAAGGCCCGAGAGACCGGAGAAUGAGGCUGUCCGUCCAAAUUGCCCGUAAGUUCUUUGAUCUUCAAGACACGUUGGGAUUUGACAAAGCCAGCAAAACAAUUGAGUGGCUUUUCACAAAGUCCAAGAGCGCCAUCAAGGACCUCAAGCAGCACCUCCUCGUCUCACCCAAGGAAGAUUACAACAGCACAAAUGGUGGUGCAACUGCAAAGGUGAAUUCAUCUGAGAAUACUACCGGUGAAGUCGCAUCGAGAAUUAUGGAGCCUAGUAGUAGUGAUGCAAACGGUGACAUUUCCGUUGGGUUCGGUAGAGAGAAAAGGAACAGGAAGUUGUGCGUGGUUGCGAGGGAAUCAAGGGUGGAGGCAAGAGCAAGGGCAAGGGAGAGAACAAGGGAGAAGAUGAUGAGGAUCAGAGGGUUUGAUCAAGAUCAUCAACAUUUAACAAAGCAAAGUCCUAAGCAUCAAGAACAACAAAACCCUAAUGAAUUGUUUGAAACAGCUGGAAUGAUGAACUCAACGAUGAUGAGCACUAAUUGUCGCAACGAUGGUCAGAAAAUUGUGGGCAGAACAAGUAGUGGUUGUGGUGGUGCACAAAGAUCGUUGUUGAAUUUUGAUUUUUGGCGACAUGUUUCAGAGGCAAGUGGAGCAAAUUCCGAGGAUUGUGGUUUUCCAGGGAAUUGGGGAGCAAUCAACUACACCAAGAAUAUUAUUACAGGUAACGUGCUGCAAGUAGAGCAAAACCCUACCUCAUACCCAAAACAACAGAACCCUAGAUCAAUUUUUGGGGAAGGUACACAAGAGCAAAACCCUAAUUCAAUUUUUCUCACCACCUUUAUCAAGGCUCAAGACCCAUAA
This is a messenger RNA of Malus domestica (apple), 1386 nucleotides long. RefSeq lists its product as uncharacterized. Gene Ontology annotation, cellular component: nucleus. Gene Ontology annotation, molecular function: sequence-specific DNA binding; DNA-binding transcription factor activity. The record is from RefSeq and is a predicted model, not a curated record. Gene Ontology annotation, biological process: regulation of secondary shoot formation. NCBI's taxonomy places the organism in Eukaryota, Viridiplantae, Streptophyta, Magnoliopsida, Rosales, Rosaceae.